Messenger RNA from Cladocopium goreaui, 1482 nucleotides. NCBI's taxonomy places the organism in Eukaryota, Dinophyceae, Suessiales, Symbiodiniaceae. The record is from the annotation of a GenBank genome assembly.
CAUGAAUCCGCUCCACACCGCUGGAUGAGCUAGUAGAGGCCACCAAUGCGGUUGCUGCGCGUUUUGCUGGCGUGGUGCUUGGCCAAAGCAGCCAAGGUCUAUCGGUGCAAGUGGCCGCGCUCGGUGUUGAGCUCUGGCGACCCCAAUCUGAUGGUGACAGUUGAUGGAUCAGAAGUGAGGUGUGACCGAACUGGUGAUGCCAACUAUAUAUGCCCAGCUGCGUGCGACUAUGGACACAGCAAUCCAGACAGCUGCUUUGGUCCCAUUGAAGAUGGGGGUGUUUGCAAUACUGUCUGGGAAAGAAAUAGCCAGUCCUUCUACACCAUGGAGAGCUUCAACACCACGCAUGCGUGCACCCGGCGUUGGAACAGUGAUUGCUCUGCAGACAUGGGAGGUACUGCUUGCCAUGAACUUGGUCAGUGUUACGGGAGUUAUCAGAUGAUCACUUUCGAUCAACCUACCUUUCUGGAGAAGUAUGGCUACGAACCCAGUUUUCUACAACAGCCCUGGGAGAUUCUGGAGCCACCGUCGUGUGCCGGGCACACCAGCGCGGAAUGCUGCAUGCUGCGCAUCAACUACUAUCGCUGCCUCCACGGCGCACCACCCUUGGUCUACCAUGAAGGGAUUGCAGCCAGCGCGCAGGAGUGGGCCAGCAAGCAGGACAAGGGUAGUAUCCAUUCGAACUGGGGGGGCAGCUUCUUCCCUCACUACACUGAAGUCCUGACGUGGGGCACUGACAGCUGUGAGCGCGGAGCCAAGUCCUGGUAUGCUGAGAUCGGGGUGCAUAACUUCAGCAUCAAUGCUGUGCAAGGCGGCAGCUACAACUCAGGCCACAUGGUGCUCCUUCUAUGGCACAACCAUACCAUGCUGGGCUGCGGCUUUGGCGACAACACCAACGGUAACCCCAUCGUGGUCUGCGAUUUUGCAUGGGCCCAUCAGGGGCACAAAGGCGAUGAUGCCUGGGAAGCCAACCUCAGGGGACGGACCGGAGCUACUCAAGAUGAAUGUCGCACUAUUGCAGAGGGCUCCUUGAGUUUCCCCGUUUUGCAAGCUGGCGAUGACAUCAGCGCCGAGCAAGUGGCUGCGUUGAGGUCUGGCCAGGUGCCCGGGCAGAACACGGAGCAAAGCAGCACCACUGGAGCCACUGGAGGCACUGACACCGCAGGCACCACUGUGGAUGAAGAUGGCUCCGUCACCACCUCCAGUGAUACGGGAAGCAAAAGCAGGGCCAGCAGUUGGAGUUUGAAUGCCUUUUGGCUGGCCUCGGCGGCCCUUUUUUCAGUUUGGUGACCAGAUUGGAUCUGAGCUCAACUCACUGUGUUCACAGGGUGUGCAGUUUCUGUUUUUGUUUUGAAACCAGGCCUCACCCUGAAGGGGGAUGGCAGGAAGUGUGGAUGUAUAUAGCUGCUUGGGCAAAGUUUGGCUUGCAGCCACUGGUGCUGCUCUCAUGCCUCUGCGAGUAGCCCCAAAGAUGCGGCAAAA